AACUGGUGUCACCAACAAUAUGGGCAAUAACAUUGGCAAAUGGUUGAAAUUAUAUCCUGGUAUUCGGCCAAAAAUUGCCACCUUGGAUAUACAUUUCCGUAUACCAUUUAUGCGUGAAGUGUUACGGCUUUGGGGUUUGGUAUCCUGCUCCAAACAAUCUCUGCUGUAUUAUCUCAAUAAAUCCAAUGAUCCCAAACAUCCAGAUAAUCGUGAUGGCUAUACAUCAAAUGCUGUGGCCUUGUUGGUAGGUGGUGCUGAAGAGUCAUUGGAGUCACAUCCGGGACGUUAUGUUUUGGUAUUGAAAAAUCGUAAAGGUUUUGUUAAAAUUGCCAUACGGUCGGGAACUCCCAUUGUCCCUUCCUUCUCGUUUGGUGAGGUUGAUAUUUUCGAUCAGGUUGCCAAUCCUCCCGAUUCUAUGCUGAGGAAAUUCCAAUCAUUUGUCAAACACUUGACUGGUGUAUCGCCACUAAUUGUUUUGGGUCGCGGCCUCUUCCAAUAUACAUUUGGCCUCUUGCCCCAUCGUCGUCAUAUUGUUCAAGUUGUGGGCGCACCCAUUGUCGUCAAACAAAUGGAUGAACCCGAUACCCAGUAUGUCAAUGAGAUCCAUGAAAAAGUUAUCGAUAGUUUGAAUGAAAUAUUUGAAAAGUACAAAUAUAAAUACAUUAAAGAUGCCGAAAAUACUAAAUUAGUUAUUAGAUAAGUUGUUAACUUUU
Messenger RNA from Musca vetustissima, 713 nucleotides. RefSeq names its product 2-acylglycerol O-acyltransferase 2-like. Gene Ontology annotation, molecular function: diacylglycerol O-acyltransferase activity. The transcript has 2 exons. Lineage: Eukaryota; Metazoa; Arthropoda; Insecta; Diptera; Muscidae. The record is from RefSeq and is a predicted model, not a curated record. Gene Ontology annotation, cellular component: endoplasmic reticulum membrane. Gene Ontology annotation, biological process: triglyceride biosynthetic process. The annotation marks the transcript as partial.